UUUGAAGACAAGAAAGCUCAACUGCACGUUGGCGAGGGAGAUAACCUUAUUUUUGUAUGCCCGGAACAAUUUUCUUUACAUUUAUUAAUAUUUUGGACAUACAGUCAAACGGCGUAUGAUUACUGCGACACAUCCGGCGAACAAAGCGUGCACCAGCUGAUGUCUUGCAAACAGCAGGAGCGUCAAACCGAGUUCAUUCUGAAAGUCAGUCAGUUCUCAGAGCUGACUCACAUUCCAAUCUUUCGUCCAAAUAAUCCUGUCUAUUUUUUGGCUCAACCGCCUUACUGUGAAAAACACGGAAUGCGGAUUGUUGUCAAACUGAGCACUGGAAAAAAUUCAGAAAAUAAAACCAAAGCUAUCGAUUCACAGAGUGAAGUACCAACGAUUCAGAACUCUCAGAUUCAAAAUAUCAAAGCCAAUCUGCAGCGUCGUGAUGGUCAGAACAAUUGGGUGAAUUAUCAGAUAUUUUUGUUGCCCGGGGUGCUGGCACUCUUAACGCUAGUCGGAAUGCAAUUGGUAAUAUGCGCAUUCUGGAUACCGCCGUCUUUCGUUCAACGUUUAAGACACUGUUUUCGACGUUGCUGUCGCACUAAAAAGAAGAACACGAUGUGUGGUGACUCUGACGAAUAUCAAACCAUGAAUCAUUUGGAAAACAACAUACACGCAGUUGACACAGCUCAUCUCGACUGGAACUUGCAACCUUCUAGGGAUAAUUUCCGAUACCUCUACCCAUUCAGAUCAGCUGAUGAUUCCGUUCAUAUGGUCCCCAAACAUCAAUUCCACCAGAAGCAUUACAAUAAUCCUGAUUGUUUGAAUACCCAGUUGUGCGGGACUGAGUCCAUACAAAUGGCUCCGCUGUAUACGUUCAUCGAUAGUGAUAAUAUCAAUGCAGUGCAUCAUAGUAAUUUUCAGCCGGUCUAUGUUGUGGAUAAUCCCUUGGCUCUUGUAAGGGAACAUCAAGAGUGUCCGGUAUCUAUUGUGAACACGUCAAAUUCCACCACAGACUCCAUCAAACACUCUUCGGUCAGAUUUGUAUGC
Messenger RNA from Opisthorchis viverrini, 1038 nucleotides. RefSeq lists its product as hypothetical. The annotation marks the transcript as partial. The record is from RefSeq and is a predicted model, not a curated record. The transcript has 4 exons. Lineage: Eukaryota; Metazoa; Platyhelminthes; Trematoda; Opisthorchiida; Opisthorchiidae.